Messenger RNA from Perca fluviatilis (European perch), 1387 nucleotides. RefSeq lists its product as uncharacterized. Gene Ontology annotation, molecular function: structural constituent of chromatin; protein heterodimerization activity; DNA binding. Gene Ontology annotation, biological process: nucleosome assembly. The record is from RefSeq and is a predicted model, not a curated record. NCBI's taxonomy places the organism in Eukaryota, Metazoa, Chordata, Actinopteri, Perciformes, Percidae. Gene Ontology annotation, cellular component: nucleosome. The transcript has 6 exons.
CUGAACUCAGAAUGUCCGGAAGAGGCAAAGGAGGAAAAGGACUCGGUAAAGGAGGCGCUAAGCGUCACCGUAAAGUUCUCCGUGAUAACAUCCAGGGCAUCACCAAGCCCGCCAUCCGCCGUCUGGCUCGCCGCGGCGGAGUGAAGCGUAUCUCCGGUCUGAUCUACGAGGAGACCCGCGGUGUGCUGAAGGUGUUCCUGGAGAACGUGAUCCGUGACGCCGUCACCUACACCGAGCACGCCAAGAGGAAGACCGUGACCGCCAUGGAUGUGGUGUACGCUCUGAAGAGGCAGGGCCGCACCCUUCCAGCAGCAAUCAUUUUGAGGUCAGGGUAAAAUAAAAUGGCCAGAACCAAGCAGACUGCUCGUAAAUCCACCGGAGGAAAAGCCCCCAGGAAGCAGCUGGCCACCAAGGCUGCCCGUAAGAGCGCCCCGGCCACCGGCGGAGUGAAGAAGCCUCACCGUUACAGGCCCGGUACCGUGGCUCUGAGAGAGAUCCGUCGCUACCAGAAAUCCACCGAGCUGCUGAUCCGCAAGCUGCCCUUCCAGCGCCUGGUCCGAGAAAUCGCUCAGGACUUCAAGACCGACCUGCGCUUCCAGAGCUCCGCCGUCAUGGCUCUGCAGGAGGCCAGCGAGGCUUACCUGGUCGGUCUGUUCGAGGACACCAACCUGUCUAUAAUAGUAAUAAUGUCCGGAAGAGGCAAAGGAGGAAAAGGACUCGGUAAAGGAGGCGCUAAGCGUCACCGUAAAGUUCUCCGUGAUAACAUCCAGGGCAUCACCAAGCCCGCCAUCCGCCGUCUGGCUCGCCGCGGCGGAGUGAAGCGUAUCUCCGGUCUGAUCUACGAGGAGACCCGCGGUGUGCUGAAGGUGUUCCUGGAGAACGUGAUCCGUGACGCCGUCACCUACACCGAGCACGCCAAGAGGAAGACCGUGACCGCCAUGGAUGUGGUGUACGCUCUGAAGAGGCAGGGCCGCACCCUGUACGGCUUCGGAGGUUAAACCUGAUCCGGAUAAAAUAAAACACAACGGCUCUUUUAAGAGCCACCCACUUCUUCUGAAGACCAAUUUUCUUUUAGUCAAAAUGCUAUAGAAAUUACUGGUAACAGUAUUUACAACUAACGUAAAUGCCGUUGUUUAGUUACACUAGAUCAAUGUAAAUUAAAUCCAUUAGUGGGUUAAACCAGAGAACCCCCACUACCACAGUAUUUUGUUUUAAACUAGGUUGAACCUUAUCAGGCAAACUACAACAAGACAACGGCUCUUUAAAGCUGCACAAAUAUUCUUGGUUUGGGGUAUAAAAAGAGAAAUUCUGUAUAAAAGCAAAGAACAUGAGUGGUUAGGGGCAGUAGAUAUGGGUAUAAAAUUGUACAUUGCUUUCGUUGAAAGUG